This is a messenger RNA of Physella acuta, 3106 nucleotides long. RefSeq lists its product as uncharacterized. Lineage: Eukaryota; Metazoa; Mollusca; Gastropoda; Physidae. The record is from RefSeq and is a predicted model, not a curated record.
GGCCUCCUGAAAUUCCAGGAUGUCCUGGAAUUCUCCUGGAAUUUGAAAAAAAACCCAAAAGUCCUGGAAUUCUCCUGGAAAUUCAAAAUUUCAGGAAAUUUCUCCUGAAAUUUUGAAAAAUCUCCUGGAAUUUUCGCGCGUAACAAAUUUUUCGUGAAUUUGCGUGCAUUUUCGGUAUUUUGUUUACGCCGCCGCUUAGAGUUUCCGUUUCCGUUUUUUUAAUUCUGCGCACAUCGGAUGUUGGUUUAAAACUAGAUUUAGCCUUGGUCUAUAUAACGGUCCGUCUGGCGGGAUCUUCGAUUAUUCAAGUGUCAGCUCUUGAGUUUGAUUCUUCGGAUGUUCAUUCAUAGAUCUAUUUCAUUUUUACUGCGUCACUGUGAGAAAUUUCUCGAUUUCAGUUGUGAACUAUUGUGUUUUCAUUUCAAUUUAACAUUUCAUUAUGCCGAAAUAUACCACUUCGUUCAAACCUGCAUGGUUAGAGAACGAUUUGUAUAAAUCAUGGCUACAACAAACCUCAGCAACCAAGGCAUAUUGUCGGUUAUGUGCCAAAUCGAUAGACGUUUGUAAUAUGGGAGAGGCAGCAAUCAAAUCGCAUAUGAAAUCAAGCAAGCAUGUACAGCUUGAUAAUAAGUCUUCUGGUUGCAUGACUGUUGCCUCUCUGUUCAAGAAAGCUGUUGUGCCUACUGUAACCCCUUCACCAUCGGCAGCCGCAGCAUCCCAGCUUGAAGUUACAGCUGUAGCUGAAAAGUCAUCAUUACCCUGUCCUGGUCCAUCAACUUCGAAGUUGCCACAGGCUCAAACCACAAUGAAAACUCAUGUCACCAGUGAGCAAACAUUGUCGGCUGAGAUUUUAUGGGCCUUAAAAGCAGUAUGUUCUCAUUAUUCAUUUAACAGCUGUGCAGACAUUUCUAGCCAUUUUUAUCGAAUGUUUCCGGAUAGUGAAAUUGCUAAGAAGCUUUCCUGUGGGCCGGAUAAAAUGGCAUACAUGGUGUCUUUUGGACUUGGGCCAUAUUUUCAUGAGUUGCUGAAGGCCAAACUUAAAAGUUUAGAUGAUGGUUUCAUCCUUUUGUUUGACGAGGCCCUCAAUCGGGAGCUCAGCAAGAAACAUAUGGACAUACACGUUAGACAUUGGGAUGAUGACAAGGUCAUUACAAGGUAUUAUGGGUCUGCCUUCCAGGGACAUGCAACAGCUCAAGAUAUGUUUCAAAAAAUAACAAGUCUUUUUGACUUUGACCAGAGCAAAGUUGUUCAAUUCUCCAUGGAUGGACCCAAUGUCAACUGGGCUUUACUGAAACUGCUCUCGGCUGAGUUAAAACAUGUUUCUGCAAGAGGUUUUAUCGACAUUGGUAGUUGUGGUCUGCACACCAUACACAAUGCCUUUCGUUCUGGGCUUGUGGCAUCUAAAUGGGAGUUAAGUCACUUCUUCUCCUCUCUCUCAUGGUUGUUUAAAGAUACUCCGGCACGCCGUGAAGACUACACAAGACUCACUGGUAGCAGCGAUUUCCCCCUGGAUCAUUGCCCACAUCGCUGGGUGGAGAAUGUUAUGGUAGCAGAGAGGGCAUUAAAAGUUUGGCCACACGUCAAGCAAUUUAUAAAAUCCCUUUUGGCAGAAAAAAAAGCACCAAACACCAAGUCUUUUGAAUUUUUGCAGAAUUGUUUGAAUGACCAUUUUUUAACUGCAAGGAUUGAGUGUUUUAUUUCAAUUGCCAAGACUUUGCAGCCAUUCCUUAAAAAAUUUCAAAGCGAUGCCCCCAUGCUGCCAUUCAUGGCACAUGAGCUUUUUAACCUUUUGCGAUCCCUGCUUCAGAGGUUUGUUGCACCAGAAGUUUUCAAGAAAGAAUGCUCAUCAGUUGCAACACUGCUGUGUUUAGACGUGUCAACAACAAAAAAUCUUUUACCACCGUCUGAUGUUGACAUUGGUUUCAAAUCCAAAGCUGCAGUCAAAGAAAUUAAAACUAAAGUGAGCCAAAGGGAUAUUUUCCAAUUCCAGAUGGAAAGCAGGGAUUUUUUAAAAGCAGUUGUGACAAAGAUUAUAGACAAAACACCCAUUAAGAACAAGAUUGUUCAGAAUUUGGAUUGGCUGCAACCCAAAUGUAUUGUUAAUGAUUGUCAAGCUUGUGUCAAGCAGUUAGAAAAUGUAAUGUCCUGCUUGGUUUCAAUUGGUAGGAUCAACCCAGACCACUGCGACAAUAUUAAGAUGCAGUUCCUGCAGUGGCAGUGCAGCAUUAGUGCUUCCUAUUCUAGCAUAUUUUCCUCCUUUUGUUGCAGCACCGAUCGCCUUGACACCUUUUUUUCCCAAUAUAUGGGGCACAACGAAGAUUAUUCUUUGCUCUGGUCAUUAGCACGCACACUACUGAUGCUGUCACAUGGCCAGGCCACAGUGGAGCGAGGCUUCAGCGUGAAUAAGGAAGUCAUGCUGGUGAACAUGCAUGAAAAAACUGUGGUGGCCAAGAGACUGAUUUGCGACCAUGUUGCCAGUGUAGGGGGAUUGUCAAAUGUCAGCAUCAGUAGUGGGCUGCUCAUUGCAGCUGCAGGUGCCAGGACGAAAUAUCGUUUGUUUUUGGAAGAAAAGGCAGAGCUGGAGAAACAGAAGUCUAAUAAACAAAAGAGGGAUGACAGCCAACAGGAGCUGGAUGGGUUGAAGACGAAAAAAGCCAGGUUGGAGAAAGACAUUAGCAGCCUGACUGAAUCUGCUGAUAAAUUGGCUGAAAAGGCUGAAAAUACAAACAGCCACAAGUUUCUUAUUGAGUCUAAUGCCAUGCGUCGGGCUGCCAAAAGCAAGAAUGAGCAACUGGCAGCUAUUACUUUAGAAAUACAAUCUAAAGUGAUAGAAAUUGGCAGCUUGUAAUGUGCAAACAUUCAGUCUGUAUAUAUGUAAAUAACUCUAUAAAUAAAUGUAUAUAAAUCAGUGCAUAAAAGCUCUCAAGUAUUUCCUGUCUUAAUUUGGUGAGUACGCUGAAUAUUUUUAGUUUGUAAUAAAUUAUUAUUAUUUUAUAAAAAAAAAUUUACAUAGUUUUAUGCAUUAUUAUAUGUCCUGGAAUUUUUUGAUUCCUCCUGGAAAACUCCUGGAAUUCUCCUGGAAUUUGAAAUUGACUUUGGUGUAGGA